Molecule: messenger RNA, 738 nt
Organism: Pseudozyma flocculosa PF-1
Lineage: Eukaryota; Fungi; Basidiomycota; Ustilaginomycetes; Ustilaginales; Ustilaginaceae
Exons: 3
Coding region: 1-738 (245 amino acids)
Biological process (GO): mitochondrial respiratory chain complex III assembly
Cellular component (GO): mitochondrion
Source: RefSeq, a predicted model, not a curated record
AUGACUCGACUCGCCUCAUCGUCGGCCUCGUCGCAGGCUCUCGGCGCCCUCGUCCACCUCCGUCCCUCUGCAACCACAGCGGCACGGUUGGCGACCUCGGCGCGCAGCACGGACGCAUCCCGCCCCGCGCCGCGCUCCAACCCGUCCAAGACGCCCGCGUCCCACACCGCACCGCUCCUCCACCGCUCCCAGCUCUCGCCCUCGGCGCCCCCCGCCCUCCCCAAGAAAUCCUACUCGCCCUUUACCGUCUCGGUGGUAAAGGGCCUCGCAAAGCUCAUGGGCUACAACUCGCUCUCCUCGACCGCCAUCCGCGUCACCUCGGACCUCUACGACCGCUGCGCAGAGCGCGCACACGUCGAGCGCAACUUUUGGUACGGAGACUGCGCGCUGCCGCAGACGUACCAGACGUGGUUCCAGAUCACCAACCUGCAUAUCUACCUGCUGCUGGUGCGCUUCCGGGCGCUGCCGCGCGACGAGGCGCGCACCUACUCGCAGGAGCUCAUCAACCACUUUUUCAUCGACGCCGAGUCGCGGAUGCGCGACCGCUUUGGCGUCCAGACGUCGCGCCUCGUCAAGGGCUACAUGCGCGACAUGCACCAGCAGCACCGCGGCAGCAUCCUCUCGUUUGACGAGGGCCUCGUCGGCGGCGACGUGCGCAUGGCCCAGGCCCUCUGGCGCAACAUCUGGGGCGCCGGAUGGGGCACCAGCGGGGCAUGCCCGACCUCGCGCGCGACGUGA